AUGGUAUAUUCACUGAGAAAUAUGAACAUAACUAUGGAUGUAUGGCUGAUCUGAGAAACGGAGAAAGGCCAACUUUUUAAAUUAGGUUUAGUGCUAGAGCAUUGAUUUAAAAUUCAGACAGUAAUCAAAUGAUAUUUGAAAAAAAUCUUUGAAAUUGCAGAUUUUUGAAUAAAUACCGUUACAACUUAUUCUUCGAAGUUUAAAAGUAAAUGAAGAGCUAAAUUUAUUCUAGAUAAUUCUUACUUUAAUUCAUUCUGAAUUCUUCUUAAAUUAUUUCACUCGAAUUUACUAAUUUUUUACCAUGAAAGACACUUAAUUUAA
Molecule: messenger RNA, 321 nt
Organism: Blepharisma stoltei
Lineage: Eukaryota; Ciliophora; Heterotrichea; Heterotrichida; Blepharismidae
Source: the annotation of a GenBank genome assembly